AUGAACAAUAUCUCACAGCUCCAGACUCGCCGUCGGACCUCCAGUGCUUGCGCAAAGGCGACCAUGAGUAGCUCGUCCGCCGACCUCGAAGGUGAAGAAGAGCUCAAGUUGAAAGCCUUAGCGAGAGGGCGCUGCUAUCCAGAAGAGGAGCAGCUAGCUCACUGUGAGCUGUCGGACAGUCAGACGCGCAGAGGGGCGAGACAGGCCCAGCCGGCAACGCAACACAACAAAGUCGCACAAAGGCAGCGCUUUGUGCAGCUGCAGACGAUCACUGAUACGUCUACCGCUGCUUUGAUACCCUUUCUCGACGAGAUUGUGCUGGCCUUGUCGUCACAGAGCCGUGUUGCUUGCCAUACACGACUCCGCUUCGUGACCGCAUCACCGCCGAACCGCAAGGCGUCCCAUCAAUCUUCAUCGGAUCAUCUGAGCGAGAUGGCAACGCAACAUAUCGUUUCCUCCUCGUCGGUACCCAACUCUCAUUCGGUUCAGGGCUCCUCAAGUGCCAACAAUGUCGUCGGCGUGCAUUUCCGCAUCGGCAAGAAGAUCGGAGAAGGCAGCUUCGGCGUCAUCUUUGAAGGGACAAACUUGCUUAAUUCUCAGACGGUCGCUAUCAAAUUCGAACCGCGCAAGAGUGAUGCGCCGCAAUUACGCGAUGAGUAUCGGUCUUACAAGAUUCUUGCCGGAUCUCUCGGCGUACCCCAGGUCUACUACUUUGGUCAGGAAGGCUUGCACAACAUCUUGGUCAUGGAUCUGCUCGGUCCGUCCCUGGAAGACCUGUUCGACAUGUGCGGGCGCAAGUUCAGCAUCAAGACUGUCGUCAUGACGGCCAAGCAGAUGCUGUCACGAGUGCAGACUGUGCACGAGAAGAAUCUGAUCUAUCGCGACAUCAAGCCUGACAAUUUCUUGAUCGGUCGACCGGGCACAAAGCACGCUCAUGUCGUCCAUGUCGUCGACUUUGGCAUGGCGAAGCAGUACCGAGACCCGAAAACAAAACAGCACAUUCCUUAUCGAGAACGAAAAUCACUGUCCGGCACGGCGCGUUACAUGAGCAUCAAUACCCAUCUCGGCAGAGAACAAUCGAGAAGAGACGAUCUCGAAGCGCUCGGUCAUGUCUUCAUGUACUUUCUCAGGGGCGGCCUGCCUUGGCAAGGCCUCAAGGCGGCCACUAACAAGCAAAAGUACGAAAAGAUCGGAGAGAAGAAGCAAAGUACGCCCAUCAAAGAGCUCUGCGAGACCUUCCCAGAGGAGUUCAGCAUCUAUCUGAACUACGUGCGCAAACUCGGGUUCGAAGAGACGCCAGAUUACGACUUCCUGCGAGAGCUGUUCACGAAGGCCUUGAGGAACACGGGCGAAGCAGAAGACGGCAUCUAUGACUGGAUGCUGCUCAACAAUGGCAAAGGCUGGGAAGCAGGCUCGUCGGCUUCGAACCUUCUCGCGCAAGCCAACGGCCAACAGACUUCACGCGACCGUCACCGCUCGUCUGGCCUACCCCGAGACCAACGCGAGCGAGAACGCGCGGACAGGCAAGCAUUGAGAGCAUCUCAGACUGCGCUCGCUGGUGAUUCGGGCAUCAUCUCACCCUCGCCUGCACUCGUUCGCAAUGGCUCGAGAGGCAGGGGACAACCUGGCGGUACCGUCACGCCUACUCAUCCCAGCUUGGUCAACAGGCGAUCUCACAACCAAGCUCAUCCUUAUGCGCUUGGCACAGCUGGCGCUACGACCGAUCAAAGCUUGGGAGAUCCGCAUCAGCAUGCCCAAGGAGGCAGGACGGGUGGCUUCGAUAACGGCCAAGGCAACGCUGAUUACGGCGAUGACACCGAACAGAAAGGACUGGGAGCGAAGAUCCUUUCCGUCUUGACCUGUCGAUGCGCAUAGGCAUUCCUCUCGCUCGAACUCGUUGCAUCGCAUCACCGCAAAAAGCUUGGGAGCAAGAGCAGUAUCACGCCCUUAGGAAUACCUCAUUCCCUCCAACGCAGACGGUCUAAUUCGCUUCGACCCUAAUGCAAAGACCCAUCGACAUUUGUACAACAGCAUCUCAGUAGACCCCUUUUCAAGAUCAAAGACCAAAGCAAAGACGGGCCUCUCUAGACACGAGUCGGGCUCAGACUCAAGCAAC
Mixia osmundae IAM 14324 is the source of this 2116-nucleotide messenger RNA. RefSeq lists its product as uncharacterized. The transcript has 8 exons. Lineage: Eukaryota; Fungi; Basidiomycota; Mixiomycetes; Mixiales; Mixiaceae. Gene Ontology annotation, biological process: endocytosis; peptidyl-serine phosphorylation; signal transduction. The record is from RefSeq and is a predicted model, not a curated record. Gene Ontology annotation, molecular function: protein serine/threonine kinase activity; ATP binding. Gene Ontology annotation, cellular component: nucleus; cytoplasm. Bases 1 to 1875 code for a protein of 624 amino acids.